This is a messenger RNA of Apodemus sylvaticus (European woodmouse), 1863 nucleotides long. RefSeq names its product solute carrier family 66 member 1 (gene Slc66a1). NCBI's taxonomy places the organism in Eukaryota, Metazoa, Chordata, Mammalia, Rodentia, Muridae. The record is from RefSeq and is a predicted model, not a curated record. The transcript has 9 exons. The coding region runs from base 600 to 1499 and encodes 299 amino acids.
AUGAAGGGGGCUGGCGCCCGGCCCGGGCUGGGGGUCGGGACGCCGGGCGCGCCCAGCCAAGUCUUUCCGACAGCCUCCUCCAGCUCUGCACGGUCCCCGGCGCUGGUCCCCUCCUGGGGAGCGGGAUCUUGGGUCUCAGCCCGACCUGGCCAGAGAUCCCGGACGGCCCCACUUCUCACCUGCCGGUCCCUGCCUUCCGGCCUCUCCUCUCGGCUUCCCUGGACUGGGUGGCCUUGUUUUCCCUGCUCUGGGCGGGGGCCUCGCGGCGCUUGCCCUAGCUGCUGCCCUGUCAUUAUCCCCUCCGAACCCGCAGAGUCACCGGAAGGAGUUAGAGCCUUGCUUUGGAGGCCUGGAAUGGGUAGGAUCCCGGAGCCAUAGCGCUCCCCUGCCGCGUUCUCCCCAGCUCUGCAGGUUGUCCCGCACACAGAGUGACCGCACAGGAACUCUGUGUGGGUGGCAAGGGACUGAGAGAACCCCUUUCUUCCUGCUCCUUCAACUAGCCAUACUCUGGCGUGGGCUGUGGCUGCCUUUCAGAACAAACCUUUGCCAGCCUCUGACCUGCGGCCUGUGUUCCCCCCUGGGACCCUCCCUCUGCAGCCAUGGUCUGGAGGGCACUGGGCACCAGCAACUUUUCCAUCUGCCCCAAUGGCUCUGUCCGGUGGAUCUGGGAUGUGUUUGGUGAAUGUGCCCAGGAUGGCUGGGAUGAGGCCAGCGUGGGCCUAGGCUUGGUCUCCAUUCUCUGCUUCGCUGCAUCUACCUUCCCCCAGUACAUCAAAGCCUGCAAGACAGGCAACAUGGACCAGGCCCUGUCCCUGUGGUUCCUGCUGGGCUGGAUCGGCGGAGAUUCCUGCAACCUCAUUGGCUCCUUUCUGGCCGACCAGCUUCCCCUGCAGACCUACACAGCUGUGUAUUACGUCCUGGCCGACCUCAUGAUGCUGACAUUGUACUUCCAUUACAAGUUCAAGAAGCGACCUUCUCCACUGUCUGCCCCUAUCAAUUCUGUGCUCUUGUUCAUCUUGGGGACGGUGUGUAUCACACCACUGUUGAGCAGCACUGAUCCUGUGGCUGUCCCCAGGGAAAGCUUCCAGGGGCGGACGCUCCUGUCUGUGGAGCCAGGCAAUAAGCCCUUCACAAAGAAGGAGGUCAUCGGUUUUGUGAUUGGCUCCGCCUCCAGCGUGCUGUACCUGCUCUCAAGGCUGCCCCAGAUUCGCACCAAUUUCCUAAGGCAGUCAACCCAAGGCAUUUCCUACUCGCUGUUCGCGCUGGUGAUGCUGGGGAACACGCUGUACGGUCUCAGCGUGCUGCUGAAAAACCCCGAGGUGGGCCAGAGCGAGGGCAGCUACCUGCUGCACCACCUGCCCUGGCUCGUGGGCAGCCUGGGGGUGCUGCUGCUUGACACUGUUAUCUCCAUUCAGUUCCUGGUGUACAGAAGCCAUGACGCUGCUGCUGUUGCUGCUGCCGCCACCGCCUCAGAGCGAGAGCCCCUCCUCCCCAGCUGACCAGCGUCCUGCAUGACGGGAACCUCAGCAGUCAUCCCAGGAAGGAUGAGGGGUGGGCAGAGAUGCUGCCACCGCUGGACUGGGCCUAGCAUGCAGCCCGGAACUCUGGGCGUGCCUGCCUCCCCUCUAUGCCUGGCCUGCAGACAGGUCUGGAGCUGGCUCGUCGUGCUAUGCUGGGACAUACCUCACAGGUAUAUGACAGCUGCCCAAGGAGCCUCCCUUGGGGAGGCACCCAUAGCGGAGACCCCAGAGGACGGUGUGGUCACCUCCUGUCUACCUACCUCACUCUGACUGUACUCCUGGCUGCAUCAUAGUCAGGGGACCCAGCGUUGUCUGGACACAAUUUAGUAAAUGGUACCUUCCA